Molecule: messenger RNA, 1068 nt
Organism: Prunus dulcis (almond)
Lineage: Eukaryota; Viridiplantae; Streptophyta; Magnoliopsida; Rosales; Rosaceae
Product: BTB/POZ domain-containing protein At4g08455-like
Exons: 2
Coding region: 124-816 (230 amino acids)
Biological process (GO): regulation of proteolysis; proteasome-mediated ubiquitin-dependent protein catabolic process
Cellular component (GO): cytoplasm
Molecular function (GO): ubiquitin protein ligase binding
Source: RefSeq, a predicted model, not a curated record
ACAAUGAUAAAUCGAUGAAAUUACAUUUGCUUUAAAUUUCUUCCUCUUGUUUUAAUUUUUUAUUUUUGUCAGCAUAAUAUUUCUUCUCUUGUUGUUAUUUAUCUUUGAGUACCCCAACCCAACAUGAACAUGAGGAGGUGCAUAUCUUGCGAGGGCGGAUAUGAUGCCGGCACCUGCUGCAAGCAGUGCCACGAGGACCUUAAGGCCAAGGUCGCUUUUCUCACGAUGUCCCAGCCGGCUUUCUUUUCCGACGUCGUUCUGUUUGCCUCCUCCGACGAGAACUCUGUACCCAUUCCGGCCCAUAAGGGCGUUUUGAUGAAUCGUUCUCCAGUGUUGAAGGCCAUGUUUGAGAAUGAGAUGGAAGAAAGCCUGAGCGGCACCAUCAAGAUUGGCGAUGUCUCCUACGACACCCUUCGUGCCUUCGUCAACUACCUCUAUACAGCUGAGGUAUGCCUUGACCAGCAAUUGGCCUGUGAUCUCCUAGUAAUGGCUGAAAAAUACCAGGUGCAGCAUCUCAAAGACUUGUGCCAGAAGUUCUUGGUGGCCAACCUCAACUGGGACAAUGCAUUUACGAUCUAUACCUUUGCACACCACCAUGAUGCCAAGCAGAUCAUUGAUGCAGCCUUGGCGUUGAUCACAAACAAAAUGGACGAGCUUUCUGCCCGGAAGGACUAUGAGGAGCUCAAGGAGAGAGAACCACGACUUAUAUUCGAAAUAUAUGAAGCUUAUUUCUCCAAACAAGCUAACACUACAAAAAAAAUAAUCAAUAGUAGCGUUCCUUUUUUUAGAAACCCACAGGUUUGUCAGAGGAUAUAGGAACUCUAAUGUAACGGGAAAAACACUUUUUGCUAUUUCUGAUUAAUAACGCAAUGACACGUAAGAUAACUUUUUCACAUGUCAUUGUGUUAUUGGCUAGAUAUAGCAAAAAAAAUGAUAUCCCCAUUAUAUAUAAGUUUUUUUCCAGUACUACGGGUAGGUCACUACCCAUGACACUUUGGUGAGAUUUGUUGGCGUAAUAAUUGGCUUUUGUCAAUAGAGAAAAGUAGACAACAUUAUGUUGACUUUCCA